AUGUUGAGACUUCUUAGCAACGUUUUCACAGUUUUUCUCGCUUUGCAAAAUGCGCAGGCGCAAAUUGCUUUCACCGAUCUGCCCUGCACGGCACGCCAGCCAAAGGUCGUUGGUGGCAGCGAGGCGGCACGCAAUGAGUUGCCUCAUAUGGUGAGUCUAAUGCGUCGAGGUGGACACUUUUGUGGCGGUACCAUUAUACAUGAACGCUGGAUACUCACCGCUGGUCACUGCACGUGCAAUGGACUGCAAAAGUUCAUGAAACCCGCCCAGAUUCAAGGAGUUGUCGGCAUGCAUAGCAUUAAGGAAUACCAGGCUGGUCAAAAUAGUCUUGCCGAGGGGCAGGACACCUUACGAGUGGAUUUCAAGAGCAUUGUGCCACAUCCACAAUAUGACUGCCACAAUGUGAAGCAUGACAUUGCGCUGCUGGAAGUGUUGCAGCCGAUUGGCUUCACGGCGCACAUUCAACCCAGCUGUGUCAGCUCGGAGAGAGAAGAAAGUCGUUCCUUGGAGCUGGAAUAUGGCACGGUCUUCGGCUGGGGCUGGACACAGGAGAAUCAGUCAGAAGGCGAUCGCUCCGAUGUCCUGCGCAAGGCUACCAUUCAAAUAUGGAACAACGAUGAAUGUGAGCGAUCUUAUCGAGCGCAGGGCAAGUCCAACACCAUCGGUGACACCCAGCUGUGCGCCGGCUAUGAGAAUGGCCAAAUUGACGCAUGUUGGGCUGAUUCCGGUGGCCCCCUGAUGUCCAAGAAGCACUAUCUACUGGGCGUCGUCUCCACGGGCAUUGGCUGCGCUCGUCCAGGACUGCCAGGCAUUUAUACGCGGGUCAGCAAAUACGUUAAAUGGAUCCAAAAUGUAUUAAGCAACAACAAGUAA
Molecule: messenger RNA, 873 nt
Organism: Drosophila grimshawi
Lineage: Eukaryota; Metazoa; Arthropoda; Insecta; Diptera; Drosophilidae
Product: trypsin 3A1
Exons: 4
Coding region: 1-873 (290 amino acids)
Biological process (GO): proteolysis
Molecular function (GO): serine-type endopeptidase activity
Source: RefSeq, a predicted model, not a curated record